This is a messenger RNA of Drosophila takahashii, 2029 nucleotides long. RefSeq names its product inositol-trisphosphate 3-kinase-like protein (gene IP3K1). Gene Ontology annotation, biological process: inositol phosphate biosynthetic process. Gene Ontology annotation, cellular component: cytoplasm; nucleus. Gene Ontology annotation, molecular function: inositol-1,4,5-trisphosphate 3-kinase activity; inositol tetrakisphosphate kinase activity. NCBI's taxonomy places the organism in Eukaryota, Metazoa, Arthropoda, Insecta, Diptera, Drosophilidae. The record is from RefSeq and is a predicted model, not a curated record.
CCAGUUAGUCGCCUCCCAGACCUCCCAGACCAAGUCAGACAGACAACGUAACGCCUCGAUUCUCGCCGGAUCCGCCGAUUCGCCGCGAUCGUCUAUAGUGCCUAGAAACAGUUCCCAACGGAACGGUGCGAUAAAGAUAAAAGUGCAAAAACAAAGCGCACUUGGAUAUAGAGAUAACGAAGUUCCCAUGCCUACGGCACAGUGCAAGUGAAGUGAAACGAGAACGCAGUUUUCGAAUAGGAAAUAUAAAAGUGCCGAGAGUCGGAGUCAGAAUGCAAAUGUGCCGAGCAUAAAAUCGCCAAGCGUGAAAAUCUACAAACGAUAUACAUACAAUAUAUAGAGAGACCAACCAAGUGAAACUAAGUGCGCAAGCGAUCCCAGCCGAAUGACUAUGACUUCAACGGUACUCCAGCGGCCAAUUCAAGCCAAAGCCGAGAAGAAGGCCUCCAAGUCGGCCAGUUCGACGAGAAGUCGCUCCACGAUGGCCUGGUCAAAUGAGAAGCUGCGCUUCUCCUGCAUCGACAACAUUGGCCUAAAGCAGCUGUGGAAGCUGAUUGCCCUGGACACGAGUGCCAGUGCUCCCUCCUCCAAGCAGCGCAGCCCCAUGAUGUUGGAUGUGGAGCAACAGCAGCAGCAAUCGAACAAUAACAACGAGCGGAUUCCCAAUGAGAACUGCGACAACUUGGGCGACUAUUUGAGUCUCCAGAAGAAUCAGCAUAUACAAUCCAAUCAGGCUCCGGCUCAGAUGUCCCUGCUCAAGUUCUUGGCCAUUAACGCCCUAGAGUUGAGUGCCCCAGCAACGCCACAUCUCCUCCAGCACCAGCAGACUCAGACGCAGAUAAAGCCCAAGGGCUGGAUGCAGCUGUCCGGUCACCCAGAGAGCAUUGUUCCCACGUCCACCGGAAUAGUGCGCAAACGGAUCUCGGGCUUCGAGGACAGCGAGGUGAAGGCCUACCGGCUGAUCUGCCAGGAGCCACAGACCGCACAGAUAGUGCCCGCCUACUUUGGGAUUCAGGAGAUGCAGUCGCAGCACUACAUUGAGCUGCAGGAUCUGCUGUCGGGCUUCCGGGAUCCGUGCGUGAUGGACAUCAAGAUGGGCAGCCGCACCUUCCUCGAAUCGGAGGUCAGCAAUGCCACCCUGCGACCGGAUCUCUACCAGAAGAUGAUCGCCGUGGAUGCGGGAGCUCCCACGCCGGCGGAGCACGAGGCUCGGGCGAUCACCAAGCUGCGUUACAUGACUUUUCGCGAGUCGCUCUCCUCCUCGCACUCAAAGGGCUUCCGCAUCGAGGCGCUGCGUCUGCGCGGACGUCCGCCUGUGAAGGAUCUGAAGACCUGCCGGAGUGGCGAGCAGAUUGCCCAGACCAUCGAACAGUUCCUGGCGGCCCGGCGAUCCGUGCAGAAGGAGCUGCUGAAGCGACUGAAGCACAUGCGCCUGGUCAUCGAGCAGUCGUCCUUCUUUGCCCGUCACGAGAUCGUCGGCUCCAGCAUCUUCAUUGUUUAUGACGACGAUCGAGUGGGCGUGUGGCUGAUUGACUUUGCCAAGUGCCGGGAGCUGCCGCCCCAGGUUAGGGUGGACCACCGCAGCUCGUGGGCGCCGGGCAAUCGCGAGGAGGGCCUGCUGCGCGGCAUGGACGAGCUCAUCCGCUCCUUCGAGGAGGUUUACGCUAGAUGCGGCUCGCAUCGCAGCUGCCUCAAAAUCUAAUGGACGGAUCGAUUGCACCUGCAGCUGGAUCUGCAACAAAAGACUGAUCACCCAAGCUCCAUUUGAAUGAGAAGAGAACAGGAUUCAUCGCAUCGCCCGGGCUGAGCUCCACCCUAUAUUAUAUUGUAUUGACUUGUUCCAUAUUGGAACUCCGGAACCCUGGACUCAGCUCGGCUACCGUUAGUUAAGGACUAGCUGGAGAAGAAAAUAACGAUUAGUAUUGAUCACCAAGCAGCAUUUGUUUGAUUGAAACAGGUUUAAACUAAGUAUUUGUGGAAAGCAAUCGAAAUCUGAACACAAGAAAUAAAAUAUUCUAAGAAAAUUAAA